AUGGACCGAGUGCGCGCCGCCCUCGUCGCAGCGGCCGACUCGCGAGGAGGGAGCGCCCAACAGCCCGGCGGCGGCGGCGGCGGCUGGCCAGAGUGGCCCACGUCGCCCUCGGAGCCCGACCCUUCGGUCCCGACGCCUCAGCCUGGCCACGGCAGCAGCCACGCAGACCAUGUGCGUCCCCGACAGUCCUCUCCCACGAGCCUGCACAGAGCGCAUACUGACCCUGUGCCCGCCGCGCCUGCCCCCUUCGCCGCCCCGUCCUCCUCCCCGCCUCGGUCACCUACCUCGGCUGUGCAGACCCUCGCCAUCCUCAUCCCGCUCAUCGUCGUCCUCACGACCCUCCUCGUCCUCACCUUCCUCCUGACCCUCAUCCUCCUGCGGCGCAAGCGCGGCAUCGAGCUCAGCGACGAGGGCGGGCCGACCAACCUCGAGCGCGAGGACGACGUCGAGGGCGAGGGCGGGCUCGACGGCGUCGAGUCGCGAUGGCUCCAGACGGUCGACGAGCAGACCAAGAUGGGCUACGUCCGCGCCAAGAUCUGGCAGAUGCAGUACCCGCCCAACUCGCAGCCGACCGAGAUCACGCUGUCGCAGUUCCUGUCGAUCCAGGAAAAGGGCGUCUCGGCAUGGUCGUUCGAGCCCGACUACGAGUCGAACCCGGCCAUCGUCGUCGAGCAGCGCACCGAGAUCACGUUCCUCGCCGACGGCUACGGCAUGGCGCCGGAAGAAGGCGGCGGGUGCUGCGUCCAGAGCAACCUGCCCGUGCCCAAGCUCAACGACGUGUACUACUUCGAGUCCAAGAUGUACGAGAAGCCCGAGGCGACCAACGUUUCGAUCGGCCUCACCACCAAGCCCUACCCGUCCUUCCGCCUCCCAGGCGUCAGCCGGUACUCGGUCGGCUACCAUUCGGCCGACGGCUUCAAGUCGCACUCGUUCCCGUUCACGGCCACGCCGUACGGCCCGCCCUUGCUCGAGGGUGACACGCUCGGCGUCGGGUACCGCCCCCGCACCGGCACCGUCUUCUUUACGCGCAACGGCAAGAAGCUCGACGAGGCCUUUGUCGGCUUCAACCGCCACAACGUGUUCCCGACCGUGGGCGCCGACGGCCCGUGCAGCGUCCACGUCAACCUCGGCCAGGCCGGGUUCGUCUUUAUCGAGGCCAACGUCAAGAAGUGGGGGCUCGCGCCCAUGAUGGGCACGCUCGCGCCCCCGCCGGCGUACGGCUCGGAGCGCGGCAGCAUCCUCCUCGAGUCGGCCGCCAACCCGGCGUCGUCGUCGUCGGCCUCGUCGGCAGCC
Molecule: messenger RNA, 1293 nt
Organism: Rhodotorula graminis WP1
Lineage: Eukaryota; Fungi; Basidiomycota; Microbotryomycetes; Sporidiobolales; Sporidiobolaceae
Exons: 3
Molecular function (GO): protein binding
Source: RefSeq, a predicted model, not a curated record